UGAUAAUUGAUAUAUCGUAUAACCACUACUACUUUGAACUGUGAUCAUACUGAAUUUUGUACAAUAUAAUUUUAAUAACAGUGAUUACAAUAAACUUUCCAAAAUUCCGGUCCCUACUAAAAAACGAGAGUGUGCCUACCCGGGUAGAAGCGAGGCAGGCAAAAUGAACACUAAACGGAAAAAUCGUUCAAACUCGAACUCUGCCAGGUCUCCAAGAGCUCGUGGAACUGAAAGAAAUGUUGCUCUGGAUGGAGUCUAUAAUAAUUCAUACUUUAUGAAUUCAGUUACAUCAUUAGUUGGUAGUAUUAUAAAGGUGCAUACAUCUACAGGAGUUAUAUUUGAAGGAAUAUUUAGAACAUUCUCAGCUCAAUUUGAAGUGGUGGUCGAAUUAGCUCAUAAAGUUGAUCCUUCUAAUCCUCUCCAAAUUCAUAUAGAUUCAGUAAUAGAGAAAAUAAUAUUUAAAGCCCCUGAUAUUAUUAAGCUUGAAAUAAUCGAUGCGGAUAUUGAUUAUGCUACAAGAGAUACCUUUCAGACUGAUACUGCCAUCAGUAAAUUUAAUGGCCAGGUAACUGAAAAGGAAUUAGAGCCUUGGGAUUGUGCGGGGAAUAAUGUUGAUGAAUACGAAUUAGAUGGAACUACUUCAAAUGGUUGGGAUGUAAAUGAAAUGUUUCGGCAAAAUGAACAGAUGUAUGGUGUAACCUCAAAUUUUGAUCAUGGGCUUUCUGAUUAUACAACACCUCUCCAGAACAAAGAUUCCAAAGAUUACAAGGAUGCUGAAGCAAAAGCUGCUAAAAUAGCUAAUGAAAUUGAAAGUAAUCCUAAUUACAAGGUACGUAUAGACAUGGAAAAUGGAGAGGAGGAAGAUAAAUAUGCAGCAGUAGUUCGCCCAUCUUCCUCAGACAGCAGUCCUAAUAGUGAAGGAAAUAAGUAUGUCUGCCCCCCAAAAAGGAAAACUGUUCAAUCAAAAACAAAUGUUAGGACAUCUUCUGUGCCUCCUGUUCAAGUCGGCAAUAACAAUUCAAUCAAAUCAUCUUCUAAUUCUUCAUUUCCUCAGCAUCACCCUCCAGCAUCUCAAACUGUUACUCCUACAAGUUUGACUAAUAAUAAUUCUAGAGAGCGAGUAAAUGGAAUAUCUGAAUCUCCAAAACCCCAAAGAACAACCUUAACUACAAGACAUGCACGAAGUUUUGCGAGUAGUGAGCCUUCUCGUUUCAAUCAAACACAAAAUGUUACCACCCAAACGACAACCCCUUGUAAUAAUGUCUCCACUGAGACAUCACGAAGUUCAGUCAAUCAUAACCACAACCACAUUAACUAUUCAACCAAUAAUGUCAUUUCAUCUUCAGAUCAUCAUCAUAGGAAACCACCAAUUUUACAACAUCCUCCUGAACACCAAGGAUCUACAUCACUAAAUAUUCCUAGAAAAGUAUCUAGAGGUAGAGAUGAUCAAAUAUCUGAACUUAAAAAAUUUCAAUCAGAUUUCAAAUAUAAUGAAGGAACUGAAGAGAAAAAACCAACAGCAAAUGAAUCAGAAAUAACAAACAUCCAGACCAUUUCCAGAACUGUAGAAACACCUACAGAAGCUACUAUUUCUCGACCUUCUUCGGGUGGUAAUCCAGAAUCAACUGAUUCAAAAGCUUUAAAAUCUAAACUGAAUCCCAAUGCCAAAGAAUUCAUUUAUAAUCCAAAUGCAAAACCAUUCACACCGAGGUCAGCUAGUACUCCUACACAAUCAAGGCCACAUACACCACAAACUCCUGGAUAUGGAGGGCCUGUUCCCCCCUUGCAGGCAAUGGUAAUGCCUACUUAUGUUGUUGCAGCUGCACAGUCUCCUUAUGCUCAACAACCUAACCAGGCAAACAGAUAUCGUAAAGUUCAUAUGGGCAUGUCUCAGCCUUCUCAAAUGCAAGUGGCAGCUGCAACAGGACAACCUUUAUUAGCUCCUGCGCCCAUGCAUACUCAAUUUACUGUGCCUUAUUCACCUCAAGCACAUAUUGCUCCUCAGCCAUAUCAGCAGAUGGUGCGAAUGGUUGCUCAACAAAGUGGAGGUAUGGUGCCUCCUGUGUUAACAGCCAUAAAUUAUCCACCUGAAGGUACUCAAACACAAAUGCAGUUUAUGGGCCCUGGAAGUAUUGGUCCCCAUCCACAUCAUCCACCUCAUGUUCAUCCCAGUCAAAAUACUUCAUCAUCACCCCAAGCUAAUAGUGGCCAGCUUGGUAAUGCAUCUUCAACUUCAGGAGGUAGCAAUGCAAGUGGUGGUGGUGUUUCUAAUUCAAGUGCUGGUCCACCCCCACCUUCAUAUCCUCCUUCACCAGCUAAUAGCUAUUCUCAACCACCACCUGCUGGUCCUGGUGCACCUCACCCUCCUAAUCCACCACAUCAUACAUAUCCAAUUCUUUGUCCUAUGAUACCAGCCCCUCCACCUCCACCACAUCCUGCUCCUCAUACUCCACAUCAUAUGAUAGCUGCAGCAGCUGCACAGUCUACAGUCCAGACUUACAUUCAUCAUCAUCAUCCUCAUCAACAUUCAGCAGCUGUUGGUAAUCAGCAACACCAUAUUCAAGUUAUUCUUCCUCACAGCCAAUGAUGACAACUUCAUAAUAGAGUCAUAUUUAAUUUAAUGUUAAAAAAGAAGAAGAAACCCACUAGAUGAGGGUGUAUGAUCCUUCCUGUGGUCAGUUGUCAAGUUUAAGCAUUAUGAAGCUUGGCAACUAAAUUUUAUAACUGCACUGUAAUUCCUUUUUUUAGAAAAUAUUGUAACAAUUAAUAAUAUCUGUUCCAAUCUCUAAAUUCAAUCAUUCAUCAUAUCAUAUUGUUUUUUAACUCAAUGAGUUAUGUUUUAAAAAAAAAAAAAACUGAAAGUAGUUUUAUGUUAAUCUAAUCAUUAAUAAGUAUUUGUUUUAUGAUUCAAUCAUAAAUAAAGCCCAGUUUACAUUUGAAUCUUGUCAGUAUAUAGUUAACAGAGAUACAAUAUAACUGCCUUUAAUAUGGAAUAUCUAUAUUCUAAUAUAGCUUUGAAGCUUAUUUUUUUUAUUAUCAUACUGCUUUCUCCUUUUUUUUUGGAGCAUUAAAAUUUUUGAAUUGAAAUAUAAAUUUAAAAAGUGUUAUAUCAGUUUCAGUUUUGUUAUUAUCGAUUUAAGAUAGAUUUUGUUAUUGAAUUCAAGUAGUUUAACUUUUUAAAAUAGUAAACUGCUUUGCUUAGGGGAUAUUUUAUUAUACUGUUAGCAAUUGGAGCAUUGAUAACCGUACUUUAAAGGAUAUCAAUGUAAAAUGCAAUAAUAAAGGAAAGUAAGACUUAUAUGUACUCUUAUAGUAUGUAAAUAUAUCAUCAUUUUUUUAACUUGUUAAAUUCAAAAGUUCUACUAGAAAAUUUAGUAAACAUUAAAUAAUAAAAUUAUAAUCAUAUCUAAAUAGUAUUAUUAUUGUUUAAUACUAUUUUAACGCUUUAUAAGCGUAAGCUAAACCACUAGAUUCACUUUGUGCCUGAUUAUAUUGUUAAAUUUAAGAUAUUUUUUUAAACUAAAAUUUUUGCAUAAGUUUAUAUUAAUCAAUUUAGAUAAGCUGAAUGCUUUAACAGUUAAUUAAGCUAUCAUAAUAAAUCAUAUCCAAUGGGUUUUUUUCUUAUCUAUUUGGUAAACUGAAGCAGAUGAUUUGUAUUGACUCUCAAUAAUUUCACCAGUAAAGUUCUCUCCACAAAGGUGCAUAUGUACACUUGUUUAUAAACAUACAAAUUACUACAGUUGUCUUCUUGUUACUAGUUGAAGACUGAAUUAGUUUAAUAUCAAGCAUUUUUGACGUUUAUAUGUUUAAUCAACUCUCAUAUUUGCCAGUAGCUUUGAAAUGAGCAUAUAUUUUGUAAAUGCAUAUCUUACUCUCAUUUUCAGUUUUCAGCAUUAGAUUUUUUAGUCUUUUUGUUUAUUCAUGGCAUUUUUAUUUGUGGUAAUCUUAAAUAUAUAUCUGAUUUUUUUGUGAGAUUAUAUAACACUUUAAAUUUAAACCUUAUCAAUGCUACUUGUGUUUCUUUUUAUUACAGAAUAUUAUUCUUUAUUAUUUUUUUUUUUUAUACGUUAUUUAAUUUUGGUAAAAUAUUGUUUUUGUGAAUAAGUGAGUGAGAGAAUAUAAGAAAGGGCAGUGUUCAUAAUUUAUUUGACAUUUCAUGACAUUAGAAUAAAGGCAAUAAUAAAAAGGUAAUAUUGUUUAAACUCAAAUUACUGAUAACAAGCAGUUUACAUAUCAUGCACCGAGAUUAUAACUGUUUAAUUCAAAAAUUUAAGUUUUGUAGUUAAUCUUUUAUUUGGAUUCCACACAGUUACGCAUACUAAUAAAAUAGAUUUGUCAGUAUUUUGAUGAAGUACUCAAUAUUUUGGGUUUCAAUAUAUUAACAUAUGUUGCUUAUUCCAAAUUAAAAUUUUAUUUUAACUUAUUAUAAAUUCCACUUUGGAAUUAAUGUAAUAAAUUAUUAAAAAUCUCUAUUUUUGAGUUAUACUGUGUUUAUUUAGGGAUAGAAUAUGUGAUCCUUGAUUAUUUGUUAAUUACUUUCUUUUGUUUUGUUGUUAUGGUUCAGCAGUUAUUGUUCUUUUACAAUUAUCACUUACUUAUCCUAUACUUGAUCAUAAUUACUCAAACAAUUAAUAGCAUGUAAUAUUGUGGGUCUGAGUUUAUUUAAGUUUUCUUUUAUAUUUUAAAAAAUAAUCAUAUUUUUUUCAAAUGAAAGCACCAUAAAAAAAUUUCAACCAUUUUAUUUAUAUUAUUUUAGUGAAUAAACACACCCACACAAAUUUAUAUAAAUAUGUUAAUUAAAUUCAUCUUAAUUGAAUUAAAACUAAAAGUAAUUAUUUUAUAAAAUCAUAAAUCCUGAAUUGAACUCUUAAUGUUUUAAUGUUCAUAAAUUAUUUAUAAUAAUUUCCUUUUUCUUUUUAUUAUCGAUAAACAAUUAAUUAUAUUAAUUUUGAUUCACAAAUGCCUAUUUAACUGAACCGGUUCAGAUUCUUAGAAGCUCUUAGCAGUUUCCCGUGAUAUAGAUUAUAUCCAAAUUUUUAAGGAAAUAAUAUUUAUAAUACUUGUUUAAUUUUCCGUGAUAAUCACAAACAGAAAGUAAAUGGAAUACAUAUUCAUUUGCUUAGUGCCUUUUAAUAUAUUGCGUGUCUGGCCAAUAAAUCAAUCACAUUGAACAAUUCAAAUUUUAUAUUGUUAGGAUAAAUUUAUUUAACGACAGAAGAAACAGCAUAUAAACAUUUGCAUAUUAUUUUUUUCUUUCCAGGCUAAGCUUGUUCAAAGAAUGUUCAUGGGAUUCACACUGUGUAAUGUUUUUGACAUUAUUGUAUAUAUAUAAAGUUCUGCAGUUAUAUUUGAAAUAAUGUCGGAACAUGCAAACACUCUGUUCUUGUUUUUCUAUAUAUUCACAUUUAUUAAAUAAUUUAUAACUUAAGAUAAAAUGCAGUACAGAUUGCAUUUUUAGAUGAGUAGGACGUAAUAUUACUCACUAUAACUUAAAUUUACAUCCCAUUUACUUUAAUAAAUAUUAAAUAUUUCAAUUUUAAAGCAUUACGUUAAGAUAAUGACUUUUUAAUUUUAAUUGAUACCAUGUAUGAUAUCAAGAUAAAGAAAGAAAAACAUAGCAGAGACAGCCUUAUGUUCUAAAAAGAAAUUGUAAACAUUUGUAUUUUAAUCUCAAUCUGCAAUUGAACUGUUAUGGUAAAGCACAUUAUCUUCUGUUGAAAUCAUAUACUAACAAUAUACGUUUAUUUAACAAUAUUUACAAAAAUAAAUUGUGUACUUUUUCUUAGUUUGAGAAAUAGUCAUAAGGAUAGACACCAAGGUAUUUACUAGAAUAUUAAGAACACUCAACCAAAAAAUUGAGUGAAAUAUAGGAAUUAACACUGUUUAUCUAUAUAUUGUAUAGUUCCUAAAAAAAUUGAAAUUGAACUUUGAAAUAAUAAACUUUUAAAAAUAUGAAAUCAUUUACUAAGAUAUGCAUAUGGUUAAUUAUAGUUAGAUAAAAUUUAUUUGUUUAUUUCAGUGUACUUUUGUUGAUACAAAUACAUUAUUGAUUUCUUGAAAAAUGUUGAGUAUAUAAAUUAUGUUAUAACAUACCUUUAUAUUUAGGAUUAUAUGCUUCUCUGUAUACCUAUAUACUGUGUGUCUUUAUAUGAACAAAAAAAAAAAACAAACAAAAAAACUGUUAUUUGGUAAUAAUGUAGUAUUUAAAAAAAAUUACAUUUGUGAUAUUUUAUGGAUAGCCUGUAAGUUUGUCUUUAUCCUGAGAAGAUAUGUAAACUGAGCUUUAAUUGUGUAUUUUGAUCUAUUCAUUUGUUACUUUUUGAUUUAUUUGAAUAGGUAAGUUAUUGCUUAUUAAAGUUUGUUUAACAACCUUUAGGAAAUUGCACCUAUAGAUAUACAUACUGCAUUCCAUUUGUUGGACAGGUCAUGAUAUAAACAGAACAUUGUCAUAGACUUUAAUUAUUUCAUGAUUGUAAUUCAGUGCUAACAGUUAAUUAUAUGUUAAUAAUUAAACUUUAGUUAAAAAAUUUAAUUUAUUUCAUCCCUAC
This is a messenger RNA of Nezara viridula (southern green stink bug), 6548 nucleotides long. The record is from the annotation of a GenBank genome assembly. NCBI's taxonomy places the organism in Eukaryota, Metazoa, Arthropoda, Insecta, Hemiptera, Pentatomidae.